This is a messenger RNA of Arctia plantaginis, 1194 nucleotides long. NCBI's taxonomy places the organism in Eukaryota, Metazoa, Arthropoda, Insecta, Lepidoptera, Erebidae. The record is from the annotation of a GenBank genome assembly.
AUGUUGGCCUUUUUAAUACUCGCCUUUGUAGGCACCGUCACAACUCGGUCCGCACCGUCUGUAGACUUUACACCAGUGAAUCAAUUUACCUUACAAUUGUUAGAAAAUAUUCACGCAUAUGAAGAGAAUUUCGGAAAUAAAAAUAUUGCAAUAUCCCCAGUGUCGAUUUGGAGUAUAUUUGCUCUUCUCGCAGAAGGAUCUACGGGUGAUACGUUCGCAGAAUUAGUGACAGCUCUAAGAUUGCCGAAAGAUUUAAGAAAAACACAGUGUCUUCAUACCGCCGCUAAAAGUGUUCUGAGGUCAGACAAUGAAGGUGUAACUUUUAAAGGACAAUCUUAUAUGUUUACUGAGUGUUCGACCAAAGUACACGAUGAAUUCUGUGAGGCAGCGUUGUUGUACGGUAUGUCAAUUUAUGCAUCAGAGACGACAAACACAACAGAAUUGGCUCAAGAUAUUAACGUUCAUAUUUGUUACGCUACCGAUGGAAGGAUUCUAAACGCAAUCAAACCAGCAGAUUUAGAAAAUCUACGAAUGGUUCUUAUCGAUGCCCUAUACUUUAAAGCCAACUGGACCCAUCCUUUUGACCCUAUACAGACAAAAGAGGAACCCUUUUACAACUCCCAAGGGAAGACUAUUGGAUCUGUCAAUAUGAUGUACCAUAAAGCCCCCCAUUACUCAGGAGACUCUGAAGAAAUUGGUGCCCAAAUACUGGAAAUGACUUACGGUAACAAUGAAGAAUUUUCAAUGAUGUUACUGGUUCCCCACGAAGGCAUCUCAAUAAAAACACUUCUCAACAAUUUGGCAACAAAAUCACAGAACUGGAUGACAGAUUUUAGAGUAGCGGGCAGCUUACCGCCAAUUGAUACUUAUGUACCACGUUUCAAACUGACAUCGAAGCUGGACUUAAUUCCUCCAAUGCGCUACACCGGUAUACUUUCAAUAUUUGAUAAACAGAAGGCUAAGUUACCUGGUGUAGCAGAUAAUCCUCUGUUUGUGUCUGCUUCUGUUCAGAACGUUGACAUAGAAGUAAAUGAAGAAGGAACUGUGGCCGCUGCCGCAACGGUAGUAGGAUUAGAAGACAGGAUACUAGGACGUCGGUUUGAAGCAAAUAAAGAAUUUGUAUUUUUAAUUGUGCAAAGAAGUUGCAACUUAAUUUUAUUUGCAGGAAUUUACGGAGAACCUUCAGUUGUGUGA